AUGCCGCCGAUGCGUCCCUACGAGAAUGAGGGCCCGACCAUCCUCGGAACUACGCUAACCGUCACCAUCGUGGCCGUGCUUACUACGAUUGCGAGAUUCUACGUCAGGAUUAGGAUGAUCAGGAAUGUUGGUUGGGACGACUAUGUGAUGCUGUUGGCUAUGAUGUUGUGCGUUGCUGGUCAAUGCCUCGUCAUCCCCCAAGUCCACUAUGGAGCAGGAAAGCAUGUCGAUUACAUCAAGCCUGAGGACUUCAUAGCGGGCCUCAGGCUGAACCUCAUUUCUCAGCCCGUAUUUCUCUUCGCAAUCUGUUUUGUAAAGAUUUCGGUGGGUUUCUUCCUCUUAAGAAUCGCGGUCGGGAAAUUCUACAAACGCCUAAUCAGCGGCAUCAUGGCGUUUAUGAGCAUCUAUACGGUCGGCUGUGUCCUUACAGUUCUACUGCAAUGCACGGAUAUCCGUUUGAUGUGGGACCAACGCGUCAAGGGUACAUGUUGGACCGUCAAAACAAGACAAGCCUUGGGCUUUCUCAACAUCGUGCUGAACAUCCUUACCGACAUUGCCUUUUCAAUUCCCAUGUUAUGGGGCGUGCAGAUGAAUCGCCGUCACAAAGCUUCUCUCAUAUGUAUCCUUGGCCUCGGAACGUUCGCCACGGCCGCUGCCUUCGUCAAACUCUCCUACCUACCCGCCUACGGGCGCGAGGGCGACCUUUUGUGGGACUCGCGCAACAUGACCAUCUGGACUGUCAUUGAAUGCAACGUUGGCAUCAUCGCUGGCAAUCUGCCCUGCCUCAAACCGCUUUUCCGCUCUAUACUCGUUUCCACAUACGGCAGUGGUUCUCGCAAGACCUCACAGCUUCGCUACCACUCAAGCGCAUACGCACCAGGCUCAAAGCAGCGCUCCGCAGCCAGAGACUAUGGUCAGUUAUCGUCUAAUAAGGCAUUAGACGGCGAAUAUGCAAGCUAUGGCGCGGCUGGCAAAGCGUACAUGUUGACGACGAUCGACGCCAAAACCAAGCAAGCUCGAGAGACGAGCGGAAGUUCAUCUGGAAGCAGCUCUCCAGUCGCAGAAAGAGGCAGCACCGAAAGCAUUACGAGGCUGAACAAUAAUAAAGCGCAAGCAUCUGGUGGAUUGGGUGAUAUUACAGUCACGACGAAGGUAGAUGUGAGCGAAUCGGUGCACUCGCAGGAACUAUAUCCGGAAGGGAGGACGUUUUGGAGACCAGAAGCAAAGGAAAUGGUCUAG
Messenger RNA from Alternaria alternata, 1239 nucleotides. RefSeq lists its product as hypothetical. The coding region runs from base 1 to 1239 and encodes 412 amino acids. The record is from RefSeq and is a predicted model, not a curated record. The transcript is spliced from 5 exons. Lineage: Eukaryota; Fungi; Ascomycota; Dothideomycetes; Pleosporales; Pleosporaceae.